Messenger RNA from Gilbertella persicaria, 1249 nucleotides. RefSeq lists its product as uncharacterized. Gene Ontology annotation, cellular component: cytoplasm; nucleus. The transcript has a single exon. NCBI's taxonomy places the organism in Eukaryota, Fungi, Mucoromycota, Mucoromycetes, Mucorales, Choanephoraceae. Gene Ontology annotation, biological process: regulation of barbed-end actin filament capping. The coding region runs from base 393 to 1235 and encodes 280 amino acids. The record is from RefSeq and is a predicted model, not a curated record. Gene Ontology annotation, molecular function: protein binding.
UAUUCACAAAAACAUUUGCCCUCCUUAACAAUAUUAAACCACCACCUGUGACAGCAGAAAUCACAGCAGCAGCAGCAGCAGCAGCAGAGGAGACGAUAAAGCCAUUGGAACAAGCGACCAUCAUUGAGCUAAAAGAACCUUCAAGCCCCACUCUAUCUAUCUGGAAAGCAGCUGAACAAAACAACAUAGAAGCCCUUCAAUACCAUAUUGACCAUGCACCACUCGAUACAGCCACAUUGUUGAACACACGAGACCCUGACACAGACUGUACAUUGCUCCACUUACUUAUUGCCAAUGCCGCAACAACUCAGAUCUUGCCUGCACUAAACUUACUCUUGAAACAUGGUGCAGAUGCUACUGCACGCAACAUUUACAACGUACAAGCCAUUCAUAUGGUUUCAUUGCACUGUACUGACCCAUUAUCAGCCAUGGAACAAUUGCUGACAUACCAUGCCAAUCCAAAUGCACCUGAUGGCGAUGGUUGGACGCCCUUACAUUAUGCUGCCCGAUUCUGUCGUACACCUAAGCCUGUACUUCAACUGUUGAUCCAACGUGGUGCUCAAGUCAACUUGACAGAUGUGGGCCACAAGGCACCUAUAUUUGGAUUGCUAGCUAACCAAGACCUUGUGAGUGAAUUUGAGUACUUGAUCCAAGCCAAAGCCGACUUGACUAUCCGUGGUGAUUUCUUGGACUCUGUCAGUCGAGCCACAAGGCCAGGCACUGUUGUCUUACAGGCUAUCAAGUACAGAAGACUCAACUGUCUUGAAUAUCUCAUCAAAUCAAGUGUAGCCAUGCAACAAUUAAGACAAGUACUGGAUAGAGAUGAAUUAUCGUAUGCUACACGUAUGGUCAAGGAGCAACAACUACGAAUGACAUCUGAACAAGAAGUAGCCAAGACUGAACUCUUGCUGCAAUUAUUGCAAGAAUUAGAAGAUCAACUAGAACGAGAUCCUUUGUCCUUAAUCAGUAUGAAUGACAAUCAGCCUUCUGCUGUGAUGAGCAAAUCAACUCAUACUGUACAACAGCGUAAUCCUUCGUUUGUUAAUACUGUCUUGGACCAUAUGCGCCAUAAAUCCAGUAUCCAACGUAAAUCUUCUGUGCCCAACAAACUUUUUAGAAAGAUGAGUCGUAUGCUUCAACGAUCCAAAAGUGACGGCAGUGGUAUGAAUGCCAUACCGCCACAACAAGAAGAAGAAGCACUUUAUAUUGCACCUAACCAUCUAUCUCAUCAAUAAACUUAUUUAUUUAA